AUGCUCGAGGCUAACCGCAAAGCGCGACGGGCAGCGGCCGCGUGCGUCGCCUGCCGGCGGAGUAAGAUCAAAUGCUCGGGCGACCGACCGUGCAAGAAUUGCCAACGGCGUGCGACCAAAUGCCAAUACUCCGACUCCAGUACGCGAGUUCUGGUCUCUGAAAGAUAUCUCCGCGACUUGGAGAAUCGGGCCCGCGCAAACCAAGCAGGAGCAGCCAAGCCCUCGCGAUCCUCGUAUCCUCAUCAAGAAGAUUUCCCGGAUUUGCUGCACAACCCGACCACACGGGGCUCCGAAUCUUCACCCGAGACUGAGUCCAUGCUCAGCAUCUGGACCAGCCCUUUCACAUUGCCUACACCUGUUAUCGUGAAUGCGGGAACCACGAAACGCAACUGGCUCUGGCUAGCGCCGACCUCCCCCUGGUCCUUCGUGGCAAGACUCGCCGUCAUGAUGAGCGGGAAACUGAACAUGGAUUCGCACCGAACUCUCAAGUUCCACAUAGAUGGGGACAUCUACCCGCUAGAUUGGAGGUCGCAGGUCCCGACCGAAGAGUCUCUCGACCCCGGGACUCUUCCAUCCCUCGACCACGCCAUCUACUCCAUCAACAAUGUGAAGUUCCAUCUGGGCCAGGUAUAUCGCUUCCUCCCAGAUGAUUUCUGUGCACAAGUUCAGGAUUUCUACGCGUCGCGGGGAGCAUACGGAGCCACCCAGUCGUGCAUGUGGUUCAUUCGGUUCCUUCUACUUCUCGCAUUCGGAAAAGCGUUCUCGUCGCGGACGAGAUCUCACGGUACCCCGCCGGGGGCGAAGAUGUUCUUGCGCGCCAUGUCGUUGAUGCCGAACCACACGUCUACGGGAAAUGAUAGCCUGGAUGUGAUAGAGAACUUGGCGCUGGCUGCCUUGUACCUGUACGCUAUUGAUCACAGGGAGGGGGCGCAUUCUCAUGUCGGCCAAGCAAUACGCCUCGCACAGCUGGAGGGCCUGCAUACGCAGCUCCCCGAACAGGAACUGGGCCAUGCGACCGUCGCUCGGUGCAGGAAUCUCUGGUGGACGUUGUAUAUCCUGGAUCGCCAGAUUUCUUCGUCCCUUGGUCUGCCGAUGACCGUCCAGGAUUUCGACAUCACGACCUUGGUCGAGAUCUCCGGGCCAACGCCGCAGGACCCUACCCUGAGCCUCCAAGUGAGGCUAUCUCAGAUGAUGUCCUCCAUCUUGAGUAGGAUAUAUCGGGCAGAGAAAACACAGAUCGGUCGUUUUCUGGAUGUGACCAGCGACAUCCUACAGAAGAUGGCGGGGCUCGCCGAAGAAAUCGAGAAGAUCUUCCCGGCCGGGUUCCAGGAUUCCAUGGACACGAUGCCGCACGAGACGCGAUACAUCAUCUUGCUCUACCACCAGUGCGUAAUAAUGGCAACCCGCCCUCUCCUCCUCUCCGUCCUACGAGAACGCCUCGAAAAGCUCGGCCGCGCCGAAGAAGAAGAAUGGCAGAAGUUCCUCGCCCUCCCCAAAAGCCUCCUAUCCAUCGGGAUCCGCUCCGCCGUAAAGACCCUCGAAAUUCUAUCCGACGAGAACAUUAUUCUAGAGACCUUCCUCCCCUUCGACCUAGAAUUCACCUUCGCGGCCGCGCUGCACCUGACAAUCGCACAGACGCUCUUCCACCUCGAGCCCGCGGAGCAGUCCCACGCACAAGCGGCCCAGUUAAUCCUCGACGAGAUCGUCGCGAGCGGGAACCGCGUUGCGGAAGUCCGCAGGGUCGAGCUGGCUCAUAUCCAGUCGUUGUUUGGGGAGUUUGCGAGCCGCAUGGAGGAGGAAGGGUUGCAGAACCUAUCUUUACCGGGGAUUAUGCAGGAAGGGCAACCCGUGCGAGGGAGUGUUCCCGGAGAGGAGGAGUUGUUCCCGCAGGCGGAGGAACCCCCGGCUAUAGGAUGGCCGGCUUCCCCGGAGAGUAACACUCGGUCCACCACGUUAGCGGAGGAGGAUCUAUCCCGGAAUCUGGAUUUCUUGGAUACGUUUGGGAUCUCGUCGCAUAAGUUUCUGUCGAUUGUCGAUCAGAUUGGGCAGCGGGAUCUUACGCAGGAGCUAUGGGGGCCGCAGGCGGAAUAGCUUGGGCGGGUGAGACUGG
Molecule: messenger RNA, 2110 nt
Organism: Aspergillus homomorphus CBS 101889
Lineage: Eukaryota; Fungi; Ascomycota; Eurotiomycetes; Eurotiales; Aspergillaceae
Product: Zn(II)2Cys6 transcription factor
Exons: 8
Coding region: 1-2091 (696 amino acids)
Biological process (GO): DNA-templated transcription; positive regulation of transcription by RNA polymerase II
Cellular component (GO): nucleus
Molecular function (GO): DNA-binding transcription factor activity, RNA polymerase II-specific; sequence-specific DNA binding; zinc ion binding
Source: RefSeq, a predicted model, not a curated record